Messenger RNA from Cladocopium goreaui, 1950 nucleotides. NCBI's taxonomy places the organism in Eukaryota, Dinophyceae, Suessiales, Symbiodiniaceae. The record is from the annotation of a GenBank genome assembly.
GGGAUUGCAACAAUAGCGAGUCGGGUGUGACUGUGAGGGCAGCCACGCUACAGGCUCGACUGGCUCAACUGGAUUGCUGUCAUGGCCGAAAACUUCGAUGAUGCCGAAACAUUGAUUCUGGGGGCCGAAGCCGCAGCUGGACCUACCGAGGCUGCUGAUGGACUACUGGAUUUGCUCGAAGAGAAGCCUGAGUCGUCAACUGCAACUAUCCCAGGUGUAAUAUCUGGUGAUAUCAGCGAUGCUGCAAGCAAAGAAGCUGCAACUGAGCCCGAGAAAGUGCCGGAGAAAUUGGAAGAGCCAAAAGUAGACCUUCCCGAUCCUGUGGAAGCAGGGAAAGGUGUGAAGAGAGCAGCCACUUUGACCCUUGACAUGCAAGAGGAUCCACUUCCAGACACAGGUGCAGGACUCGGAAUUGAUGAUGAAAACACAGCGGUCCUUUCAUCCACAAACCCAAGCACUGCGAAGGACAUUUGGCUGGGAGCAGCUGUUACCAGCGUAGGCAGAGAUGAGUCGAAUGGCAUUAUUUUGGGUGACCCGCGAGUUUCCGGAGAGCAAUUCCGUAUUCAUCGGAAAGUUGAUUCGGAUGGCAUUCCGGAGUACGAGCUCGAGGAUUGCUCCAGGAAUGGGACUUUGCUGAACAAGAAGCUUUUGCACAAGGAUGGCACGCAGAGAGCAUGCCUCAAGGAUCAGGAUUUGCUUGAAGUGCUACCUUCUUCAAAGGUGGGGCAAGCUGCAGCAAUUGCAUUUCUGUUUCAUGCCCCUGCUGCGGCUGCUUCACUGCGCAAGAAGCGGAGAUUGACAGAAGGUGCAGGCAGCAAAUCAGACCUUGACGCGGAGCAGAUCUUCAGCGAGGCGACUUGUGCCAUCUGUCAGGAGGUGAUGCACCGUGCUACAAGCGUUCAACCAUGCGUGCACAGCUUUUGCAGCUCCUGUUUGGGUGGCUGGCUGAAGCGGCCUGGGGACAAGCUCCCAAGGUGCCCUAUUUGCCGACAAGCUGUUGCAGCGGUGGGCAAGAAUCAUGCUCUGCAAGGCUUGAUCGAAGGUCUUCUGAAGGCGCACCCGGAGAAGCAGCGAUCACUGGCGGCUUUGGCAGAUCUCGAUAGUCGUGAUCCACUACAUGACAACGGUUAUGAUUUGGGCAAGCUUCGGGGUGCAGGCGAUGCGGCAGCAGGUCUUGUGAGAUUCACAGUUGCUGCAGCUGCUGCGGCGGAAGCAAUGGAUGCUGAAAGUGAGAGCGAGCACAGCGACAUGGAUUCCGAUGAUUCGGACUUUGAAGCUGAACCAGCGCAUGCCUGGGCAGAGCCUGGCGCUGUGAGGCCUCCGUGUGCAAAAUGCGGUGUUCCCGCAUGGAGACCCUUGCGUUCUGCUGCUGAAGCUGCAGUAUCGAAUCCCAUGGCUGCAACUGCCCUGACAAAAACGGCCCUUGCUCGCAAUACCUUUGAAGAGGAGAUAUUACAGGAAUGGCUUGCUGCCAAAGGUCUGAGCUUGCUGCAGGCAAUUCUUGACUUGCUAGCAGCCCCCAACCCUGUCAAUGCUCCUGCUGUUCGUUGGCAUGCUGCAGGUGCUCCUCCAGACUUUCUUGCUUCAAGAGAUGCGUUGACAGAUCUCCCAUCCUGCAAUACGUGCAGCCAAAACAUUCUACGAGGAGUUGUGUACUCCAUUCGUGAGCGCAUUAGCGCAGAGGAGCUGCCAGAACGGGCUCGAGGUCGCGGCAACUGUUGGUACGGCCGAUGCUGCCGCACGCAAUGCCACAAGCGAAACCAUGCUGAGCGCUUGAAUCAUAUUUGUGAGCAAACCCGCGGCUGAGCCUUCUGAUGCACUGCAGCUGCCAGGGACUGACUUACUUUCAUCCUUUUCACUUAGACCAUGAAUCCUCAGUGGCUUUGCACUUGUGUACAGCAGAUUUGUUGCAUUUGGCCUUCUGAGCUUGGGAGCUUGGGUGAAAACCUG